This is a messenger RNA of Sardina pilchardus (European sardine), 1306 nucleotides long. RefSeq names its product ATPase H+ transporting V1 subunit G1 (gene atp6v1g1). Lineage: Eukaryota; Metazoa; Chordata; Actinopteri; Clupeiformes; Clupeidae. Gene Ontology annotation, biological process: proton transmembrane transport. The transcript has 3 exons. Gene Ontology annotation, cellular component: vacuolar proton-transporting V-type ATPase complex. Bases 111 to 467 code for a protein of 118 amino acids. Gene Ontology annotation, molecular function: proton-transporting ATPase activity, rotational mechanism. The record is from RefSeq and is a predicted model, not a curated record.
GCUGACUCUCAGCAGUCAUUUCAGUGUUCUUCGCCGACCUUCGCUGCAGUGUUCACGGGGAUCUAAGACCAUCGUCUCUGCUUUUAUUCAUCCGACCAGCUUGUCAAAUAAUGGCUAGUCAAUCACAGGGCAUUCAGCAGCUGUUGCAGGCUGAGAAACGAGCAGCAGAGAAGGUUGCAGAGGCCAGGAAACGCAAGAAUCGUCGUCUGAAGCAGGCUAAAGAGGAAGCCCAGGCUGAGAUUGAACAGUACCGCAUGCAGAGGGAGAAGGAGUUCAAGACCAAGGAGGCAGCGGCCUUGGGUUCCCAUGGCAACUCUGCUGUGGAGGUGGACAAAGAGACGCUGGAUAAGAUGAGCCGCAUCCAGAAUAGCUACCAGCAAAACCGCGAAGCUGUGCUGGGCAGCCUGCUGAAGAUGGUGUGCGAUAUCAAGCCCGAGAUUCAUGCCAACUACCGCGUGGCUGGAUAAAAAGCCUCCCCACACUCCCUUCCUCCUGCCGGCCCCCCCCCCAUCCCCCAUCCCACAUCCCAUAUCCCAUUCAACACAUGAACCUAGGAGGCACUGAGACGAGACCUGCCACUGUGUGGCCACCACACCUUCACUACAUAGUAUUGCUGUACACUCACCUAGUUAACACUGUUCCCGGUUAUCCACCUUUUGUGUAUUGCGAGCACCAUGCUUACUUCUAAUGGGCUUUAUUCAUUAAAGUACACUGUUGUUUAGGCAAAAUAUUUUGUGGGGGGUUUUAAGUGGUGUUUCCUCGCAGUGUCUUACUUUACCAUCUGUAGAACAUACUUGGGGAAUAUUUCAGGGUGAGUUGCUUGUGUAGUUACAGAUCAGAAGUGUCAAGUCAGCAUCAGCUUGUGUUUGGCAGACACAGUGCAGUGUUCUCGUGCCUCCGUGGUGCUCCCUUGCUUGUAGGGUCUCAAAGAUCAGUAGACUGACUUUUUUUUUGUGUUGAUGGACACUUGUGAGUUUGUAUGUGUGUGUGUGUGUGUACGUCUUGCUAUGCAAUGUGAUGUUUAUUUAUGAGUAACACUUAACUGUCUUAUCAGAACAGCAUGUGGAGAUAUAAAAAGGGAUUGAGUUUGUCCUCUUUCCUAAUACCAUGGGAUGAUCAAAAUGAUUAAAAAAUGAUGACUAUUCCAGUUGCUGUACCUCUGUGUGAUUUCACCAUCCUUCCCCUUUUCUUUUCUCAACCCUGUACUCUCAGUGGCUUUCUGAAUCUUUAUGUAUAGAUGACAUUCCUCUGUUUACAGUUGAUGCUGCAGCACAGCAAAACAGUAAUAAAUGGUUCUGAUGGUGUA